Messenger RNA from Hyaloscypha bicolor E, 2210 nucleotides. RefSeq names its product glycoside hydrolase family 78 protein. Gene Ontology annotation, biological process: carbohydrate metabolic process. The coding region runs from base 104 to 2149 and encodes 681 amino acids. The record is from RefSeq and is a predicted model, not a curated record. The transcript is spliced from 4 exons. Lineage: Eukaryota; Fungi; Ascomycota; Leotiomycetes; Helotiales; Hyaloscyphaceae.
AUGUUUUGUAGAUCUUUCUUCUUCCCACAAGUACAUAAGUCUCGAUUUGACAGGAAGAUGGGAUCUUUCUUUCGCUCAGGCCUUGUUUCCCUAAAUCACCAAAAUGGCGGCCAUGCAUGUCCUCUUUUGGUUCAGCACCUGUUUUCUUCUACUUAAUUCGGCCACUGCCCUGCAAUGUUGGAAGAACACUACAUGCAGCGGUCCAACAGACGCUGCAUUCCCGGGGCCGUGGGAAGCAAAUAUCUUCGCACCAGCUUCUAGAACAGUAUCCCCCGUGUCCAUUCUUUCGAAGUCUGGGGAGUUCAUUUCUAAAUUUCUAGGGAUCUCCCAACUAUCGGGGAAUGGCUCCGGGUUGGUAUUUGACUUUGGCAUCGAAGUAGGAGGCUUGGUCACUCUGCACUAUUCGACCACUGGCCAGGGAUCCAUUGGUUUGGCCUUCACAGAAAGCAAGAAUUGGAUUGGAGAAUGGUCCGACUCCUCAAAUGGAGGUUUCAAGGGACCAGAUGGUGCGAUAUAUUCAGCUUUCAAUAACUCGGGUACAUACUCCUAUACCAUGCCAAAUCUUCGUCUUAGAGGGGGUUUCCGAUACCUGACACUUUUUCUCAUCACCAAUGGAACAACCACAGUCGAUAUCACAGAUAUCAAACUCGAGAUUAGUUUCCAGCCCACUUGGUCGAACCUGAAGGCGUACCAAGGAUAUUUCCACAGUUCUGACGAGCUUCUUAACCGAAUAUGGUACAGCGGGGCCUAUACUUUACAGACAAAUGCCGUACCAGUAAAUACCGGCAGACAAGUUCCUUUUGUUGCUAAAGGGUGGGCAAAUAAUGGAACACUUGGCCCUGGAGAUAGCAUUAUAGUCGAUGGUGCAAAGAGAGAUCGAGCUGUCUGGCCUGGUGACAUGGGAAUCGCGGUUCCAUCCACUUUUGUUAGCAUUGGGGAUCUUGGGUCUGUAAAGAACGCGCUGCAAGUCAUGUAUAAUUACCAGAAUCCCACCACCGGCGCGUUUCCAGAAGCCGGACCUCCACUUUUGCAACUGGGUUCUGACACAUAUCAUAUGUGGACAAUGAUUGGCACCUACAACUACAUUCUUUAUAGCAACGACACAACCUUUCUUCAUGAGAACUGGGCGAAAUAUCUUUUGGCAAUGAAAUUUAUUUAUGGGAAAGUUGGCAGCAGUGGACUUCUGAAUGUCACCGGAUUAAGAGACUGGGCAAGAUGGCAGACUGGCUUCAAUGGCUCUGAGCCCAAUAUGAUUCUCUAUCGAACCCUCCUCACUGGUGCGGAUUUGUCGAUAUGGGCUGGAGAUACGUCAAAUCUGAAUGUUACAUGGCAUACCCGUGCAGAAUCGCUCAAAACAGCUAUCAACCAGUACUGCUGGGACCCUUCUUAUGGUGCAUUCAAGGACAAUGCUACGGCAACAACUUUACAUCCUCAGGAUGCAAACAGCAUGUCCAUAUUAUUCGACGUAGUCGACACCUCCGCCAAAGCGGAGAACAUCUCGAGCAAUUUGCUGAAGAACUGGACUCCAAUUGGAGCGGUUGCUCCUGAACUACCAGGAAAUAUCUCCCCGUUUAUUUCUAGCUUCGAGAUUCAGGCUCAUUUCGCCAUCGGACAGACAGCACGAGCGCUGGACCUAAUCAGAAGAAGCUGGGGGUGGUAUAUCAACAAUCCCCUCGGGACUGAGAGCACAGUGAUCGAAGGCUAUCUCGAAAAUGGAACUUUUGGAUACAGAUCCAGUCGAGGUUACGCCUAUGAUUCUUCUUACGUGUCAAACUCACAUGGAUGGUCUUCUGGACCAACAUCUGCUCUCACGGAAUUCAUUGUUGGUCUCAGUGUAACAUCUCCUGCUGGAGGAACUUGGAAAUUGGCACCCCAAUUCGGCGACUUGAGAUUUGCUGAAGCUGGCUUCAUGACGAGCCUUGGGAAGUUCCAGGCAAGCUGGAACCUCAGACGUGAUGGCUAUAGUCUGACUUACAAUGUCCCACGAGGAACGACGGGUGAGAUUGUUCUUCGGUGUCUUUCUGUUGGGAAAUUCCCAAGUAUCACGAUUGAUGGACGUCCUGUUUCACGUGAGGCGAAUCCACAACUCGAUGGGCCUGUUAUACUGUUGAAUGGAGUGGGGGGAAGUCAUACAAUUGUGGUUAGAUGAAAUGGUCGAGCAUUAGAAGAGUUCACCCGCCAACCGCCCAAACCCACUUUCCGCCCAAGCC